AUGUCCGAGGUCAUCAAGACAGAGGAGCCGAUCCCGGCCGACCAGCACGAACAAGACGGCGAGAUGGCUGGAACUGAGGAGGAAGAGAUUUCGGCCAUGAAGGCUCGCGUGGCUGAGAUGGAAGAGGAGGCCAAGAAGCUCCGGGAGAUGCAAGCCAGCCUGGAGCAGCAGUCGGCCAGUCUCGCCGAUGACAAGGAAUCGGUGGAUGCGCGCAGCAUCUUCGUCGGAAACGUCGACUACUCCGCGUCGCCCGAAGAGAUCCAGGCACACUUUCAGAGCUGCGGCUCCAUCAACCGCGUGACGAUCCUCCUCGACAAGUUUUCCGGACAACCAAAGGGAUACGCCUACGUCGAAUUCACGGAACCGAGUCUUGUCGCGCAGGCGCUUGUCCUCAACGAGAGCGUCUUCAAGGGCCGCAACAUCAAGGUGACGCCGAAGCGCACCAACGUUCCGGGCAUGGGUCGUGGCCGCGGUCGCGGCGGCUUCCGCGGCGGCAGAGGAGGCUUCGGCCGCGGCGGCUUUCCUCCUCGGGGAGGGUACCGAGGCGGCGGCCGGGGCCGGGGCCGGGGUUUCGCGCCUUACUAG
Cordyceps fumosorosea ARSEF 2679 is the source of this 585-nucleotide messenger RNA. Its product is annotated as RNP domain-containing protein. The record is from RefSeq and is a predicted model, not a curated record. Gene Ontology annotation, molecular function: RNA binding. Lineage: Eukaryota; Fungi; Ascomycota; Sordariomycetes; Hypocreales; Cordycipitaceae. Bases 1 to 585 code for a protein of 194 amino acids. The transcript has 3 exons.